AUGCAGAUCACUGAUCGAGAACGGAUCAACGACUCAAAUGAAAGGCCUUCGACGCCGCCCAACAUGGUUGAUGCAAUUGCCUCAACGCCUCCCCGUGCAAAGCCGAACAUUGACAGUAGCGAGGAGCAAGAUGAGGAAGACGAACAGCUGGGCCAUCUCCCCAUCCUAAAUAAUUCACAAUGUGGGUAG
Molecule: messenger RNA, 189 nt
Organism: Protopolystoma xenopodis
Lineage: Eukaryota; Metazoa; Platyhelminthes; Monogenea; Polystomatidea; Polystomatidae
Source: the annotation of a GenBank genome assembly